Rhagoletis zephyria (snowberry fruit fly) is the source of this 515-nucleotide messenger RNA. RefSeq lists its product as uncharacterized. The record is from RefSeq and is a predicted model, not a curated record. NCBI's taxonomy places the organism in Eukaryota, Metazoa, Arthropoda, Insecta, Diptera, Tephritidae.
UGAAAGCCAUGAUUCUAUGCCACAAUCACCACCGCUAUUUCCACUAGAAGAGCAAGAGCAAUUGUCGGGUGUAGUGGCACCCCGUCGAAAGCGCAAAAAGUGUGAUAAUGGCAACGAAGAAUUUCGUGAGGCGUUGGAGUUGUACAAAAAUGUUUGCAAAGUACAGCUGGCACCGAAAUGCAGCGAAACCUUGCGAGCUUUUGGGCAGAUGAUUGUUGCCACCAUUGGCGAAAUGAGUGCUGAGAAGCAAAUCAAAGCCAUUCAGCUUGUGACGAAUACAGUAAUGGCUCUUAAAUUGGAGCAUAAGGCAGAAGUUUCGCCGUAGACUCCAAAUUCACAAUCUUCACACAUUCGGAAUGUGUAUCUUCAUUUAACAGUAUAUAUAAAUUAGAUGACAUGGGAGACAACUUUUGACUCAACUAAUCGCCUCUAAAAUUUCCUGGAAAAUCGCCUGAUGUGAACACCGUAUGAGCUGUACGGAGAUGGCAACGUAUACAUAUUAACCACUAAACACU